Molecule: messenger RNA, 377 nt
Organism: Staurois parvus
Lineage: Eukaryota; Metazoa; Chordata; Amphibia; Anura; Ranidae
Source: the annotation of a GenBank genome assembly
UCAUGUGAUCAUCUGUGUCCAAUCACAGCUGGCACUGAUGCCACCUGUCAGUGUCCAUCAAUGCCACCUGCCAGUACCCAUUAGUGCCACACCAAUUCCACAUAUCAGUGCCUAACAGGGCACAUCAAUGCCACAUAGCAGUGCCCAUCUGAGCUGCCUUUCAGUGUCACCUAUCAGUGCCAGUCAGUGCCACCUAUCAAUGCCAGUCAUUGCCACCUAUCAGUGCUGCCAGUCAGUGCCACCUAUCAGUGUGCAUCAGUGCCACCUAUUAGUGCCCGUCAGUGCUGCCUAUCAGUUCCGCCUAACAGUGCCAGUCAGUCCCACCUAACAAUGUCAGUCAGUGCCGCCUAUCAGUGCCAUUCAGUGUCACCUAUCAG